Molecule: messenger RNA, 2103 nt
Organism: Rhodofomes roseus
Lineage: Eukaryota; Fungi; Basidiomycota; Agaricomycetes; Polyporales; Fomitopsidaceae
Exons: 10
Coding region: 265-1716 (483 amino acids)
Biological process (GO): secondary metabolite biosynthetic process
Molecular function (GO): monooxygenase activity
Source: RefSeq, a predicted model, not a curated record
CUGUAACCACGGCGGCCAAUCAGCUCUGGCGGUGCCCGCCGUGCUGCCCAGCGGGCCGCGAGCCUGCUCCCCAAAAUCUGCCCCGUGGAGCGCGCGCUCUGCCCGUCCGCACCGCAACGAGGGCGGGUAAAGUCUAAAUCGGUUCCGGACUGCUGGUCCUCGCGCGCAGCGCUGCUAUAAUAUGUGGCUCGUCGCGGAGCGCGGCUCCCUCUUCUCGGCGUGCAGCCCCCAUAGCACAGUGUAGCUCUAGACGACGACGACGCGAUGACGACCCCGACGACCCCAGACUUUGUCCAGAUCCAAGUUGUAAUCAUCGGCGCCGGCAUCGCAGGCCUGACAGCCGCGAUCGCGCUCAGGCGCGUCGGCCACAAAGUGAUCAUGCUGGAACAAGACUCUGACGUUAACACACAUUAUGCGGGGGGAUGCAGAUUGGCUCCAAACAUAGCGUUGGUGUACAAGCGCUGGGGGUUAUAUGCGCCCUUGAGGGAGAUUGGGAUUAUCUUAGAGCACGCCGAGUUCCCCGGGUUCCACACCGGAACGGUCGCAGCCGGAGGGGACUGGGUGGAGGACAUGAAGGAUGCGUCAGGAGCCAACCACUGGUCUUUGCGCUACGAAGACUUCCGCAAGGUGCUCGCAGACACUGCCAAAGCAUCUGGCGUCGUCAUCCGACUGAACUCCCUAGCCGUCUCCAUCACCGUCAAGCCCGAAAAAGCAGCGGUCAAGCUCGCCUCCGGAGAACUCAUCGUCGGCGACCUCGUGGUCGCUGCAGACGGCAGGGACGAAGUCGAGGGAAAACGGCCAGUCUCACGGCCGAUGAUGCUCGGUGACCAAGAUCACGCAAAAUUCAAGAGGCUGAUGAUGUACAAUGCCCUUAUCCCCGGCUCAGCAAUGCGUUCAGACCCCGCCCUAGCGCGCUUCCUUCCCAAAGGCGUCGAGCAAGGCUCUGUUAUUCUAUGGCACGGCGAUUCAUACGGCGCCAUCGGAUUCCCCACGAGGAUGGACGAGUUCUGCAUACACGUCUACUGCCCCGCGGCCGAGCCCGCCCACGACUCAAUACUCAUGGCGGGGCCGGCCGACCUCCUGAGAGCGAUGGAAGCAGGCAAGGCGGAGCCUCAGUUGAAAAAGCUCGCUGCAGCUGCGCACACGGUGGUCGGGAUCCCGGUGCGGGACCGUCCAUCCCUCGAGGACUGGGUCCACCCCGACGGGCCCAUGAUCGUCAUCGGAGAGGCCGCGCACCCGCUCACAACGGGCGCGCUCACCGCGCUCAACCUCGCCGCGGGCGACGGCAUGCUCCUCGGCCGGCUGUUCAAGAACCUCCACCGCAAGGAGCAGAUCGGCAGCUUCCUCAGCGCACUGGUGGAGAACCGCCAGAAACGCAUCACGGACGUACGCAACGCGGAGCGCCUCAACCCCGCGACGCUCUCGCUCCCCGCGGGCGUCGACCAGGCCCGCUACCUGAAGACGACCGUCCAGCACAUGGGCGACGAGGGCAUCCAGGCCUUCGGGGAGGAGGUAUGUCCCGCACGCCUUUUGGGCUUCGUGUUGCUGAGUGUGCCGCAGGCCAUCCGGAACACGUUCUCGUACGACCCCGAGGACGAAGCAGACACCUGGUGGGUCGAAUGGGGCCUCCUGCAAGAACGCGCCGCGAAGAUCACACCCAUCACCCCGCUCAACCUCAGCUCCGACGUGCACGCACGCACGCACAGUAUCUCCUGAGCACCCUCGCCGCGCCCGCCGCCACCGCAACUCAACCCUCCCUCCGUUCGCUCGGCAUGACAUACGACUUAUAUGACACAUGUUUUCACUUAGGUCUUGGGUGGGACUCUGCAGCAUUCUCUUAUACCCUGUAGCACCCGUCGCUCGGCCACCGCCUUCCGGGAUGGACAUUCGGAUGAAGUGUAUGCUCUCGUUUCGUUGCAGCCCUAUAGCUAUUAUGCAGUGUAUCCAGUACCGCGAAGGUGUCCCUUGCUCGGAGAGCAAGGCUCUCGCAGGUCGAAAUGAACGCUACCCCUUUCGACCGUUGUUGUUCGUUGUUUGUAUUUCUCGCCAUACCAGUCUUAGGGUGCCUUGUGUCGUCAUCAUCGUCCAACCUGACACCUCACG